AUGCAGAAAAAUUAUCAAAAUCAACAACAAUAUCCAGCAUUUUAUUUACCAACAUCAUUUUAUGAAAUUAUAUAUGUAAAUAAAUUUACAACAACUGAAACAAUGCAAAAAUUGAUUGACCAUGUACGGUAUUGCCUUGAAUUUACAUUUGAUACUGAAGGUGAGCGAUCAAACAAUCAAUUAGCAUUAAUUCAAAUUCAAACAAUACCUCAACAAUUACCAUGUUUCGUCGUAUUAUUAGAAUUAUUACAUUUACCAUCAUAUGAUACAUUAAUUUUCGUCAAAAUUAAACAAUUAUUUCAAUUGAUAUUUCAAUCGAAAGACAAAUUAUAUUCGUGGGGAUCACUACGACGAGAAUUGUAUCCGGCUGUGAAUUAUGAAUUGUGGGAGUGGCCUAUUACAUCGCAAAUAUUUGAUGUUCAACUUGAUUUUAGUGAAUGGUAUAAAUGGGCACUCUUUCAUUGUAAGGUGUAUGGCUCAUUAUUACUGCAACAUAAUGUUAUAAAUUAUGUUCGUUCAAAUACAAAUAUUAACUCAUCUUCAACAUGCACGUGUCAUGAAGCAAAUCCUUAUCGUUCUGGAGAAAAAUGGGGACUACAAGACGCUUUAAUUUAUACCUGUCAAUUGUUUAUUGAUAAAUCAAUGACAAUUAGCUAUUGGGCCAAAGGAUUAGAUCCACAUCAUUCAACAUUAUCAAUAACAACACGAGAAAAAAUGCUACGUUAUGCAAUCUAUGAUUGCUUUACCACAACAUAUUUAGCACGUCCAGUUUUAAGCACUUGGACAUUUCAAAAGGUAAAAAAUACUAAUGUAAUUGAUCUAUUUCAGGCAUCAUCAUCAUCAUCUGCAUCACCAUCAUUAUCCUCAUUACCUCACGAAAAUAACAUUAUCAUCAAUACCAACAUUAAUCCCCAAAUUUUAAAAAAUGUUAUUAAUAAUGAUUUAGAAUUUAUUUCUGAAGAUAGUGAUGAUGACAUAACAAUUAAUCAAUGUCGUACAAUCCCUGUUAAUAAUGCAUUAUAUGAAUAA
This is a messenger RNA of Rotaria socialis, 1029 nucleotides long. The record is from the annotation of a GenBank genome assembly. Lineage: Eukaryota; Metazoa; Rotifera; Eurotatoria; Philodinida; Philodinidae.